Messenger RNA from Calliphora vicina (urban bluebottle blowfly), 8526 nucleotides. RefSeq names its product homeobox protein 5. The record is from RefSeq and is a predicted model, not a curated record. NCBI's taxonomy places the organism in Eukaryota, Metazoa, Arthropoda, Insecta, Diptera, Calliphoridae. The coding region runs from base 507 to 6338 and encodes 1943 amino acids. The transcript has 6 exons.
AAUUUUUUAAAAGAACUAUGUACUACAUACUGAAAGUGUUUAAAACAGCACUCAAUAAUAAAACAUAAAAUUAAUGAAAGACUGAAAAGAAAACCAAACAAACAAACAGAAAUAAAGAAACACUCAAUACAAAAUCUAUAAAAAUAAAACACAAAUCCUAAAAAUACCAAAAAAGUGCAUAGCAACAAAAUAAUUUAAAAAAAGUCUUCCCGCGUUUGAAUAAAAACAGAUAAAAACAAAACUUUGCAUUGGUCCUCAAAAGCAUAAAAAUAACAAACAUAUUGAUGUUACCAUAAUAAAAAAAGAAAACAAAUACUAAAAAUAAAUCAAAAUUUAAACUAAAACAAGCAGUGCAGCAACAUUGUUGCCCAACAUUGAGUCUAAAACCAAACAAAAUGUUUUGUAAAAACAAUUUCUCCUAAAAAUAUUACAAAGCUCUAAACAAUAAUUUAAAAAAGAAUUAACUCAAAAAUCUCCAGCUACAAUAUUGUUUAGCUAAAAACUAAAUGUUCUUAAUAAUCUUAGCAUUUUUAAUGAAAUUCGCUGACAUUUCCAAAAUGCAGAGUAAACGCUGUAUAAAUAACAACAACAAUACUAAUAAUCAGAAUAAUAACAACAACAACACCAAUACUAGCAUCAUGUCACAAAAACGAUGGCAGCUACACAAUGCUAACAAUAAAACCAAUUCAAAUUCUAGCAGCACUAGUUCCGGCUGUGAUAGUUCAGGCUCUUCCUCUUCCAAGGAAAAUAACUAUCAACAGCAGCAGCCGCAGCAGACGCAACAACAACAGCAGCAGCAACAUCACUCUUUAACACCCCAACAAUUGCAACAAUUGCGUCACUAUCAACAAUUGCAGCAACAACAAUUACAAUUGCUGCAACAGCAAUUGUUGCAACGCAAACGUUUGCAACAACAAUUACGUGAACAGGGAGUGGAAAUUAAAAGACCUCCUCCCACCGGCUCAACGGCCACGUUAACUUGUAACCAACAAUAUUUGAAACAACUAAGAUUGCAGCAGCAACAACAGCAGCAGCAACAUCAUUUAUAUAAUAUGAGAUUGCCGCAGCAUCAACAACCGGCGCAACAUAUUGAUAAUUUUAUGUUUCAUAAUAAAAAUCUUAAUCGUAAUCUAAAUGAUAUUUUAAAUAAUAACAACAACAAUAACAAUAAUCUGAAUCCAGAAUUACAACAACUAAGUAAUGGUGGUGGUCGUAUGAUAUUUAAAGGACAAAAAUCCUGUCGUGGCAUGACAGAAUUCUCUACAAACAACGACAUCAACAAUAAAACUCAUUUAUCAUCUCAACCGCUUCAAAAUUCACCACGCCAUCAUUUCACACCAUAUCCCACUUCUAAUCCAUCAUCAUCAUCAACAACAAACAACACAACACAUCAUCUUACAUCCUUAACCAAUAAUUAUCCCAUUCAUAACACAACAAACACACAAUCAUCUAAUGCACAAUUUACUAAGCAACAAUUUACACAAACACUAAAACAACAACUCAUUAACAAUAACAAGAAUAAUCAACAAACGCUUCCCUAUAAUAAUUCUUCUGCAAAUGCACGUACCCCAUCGUCGAAUGGAUCGUCAGUAACACAUUCCCCCACGCAUCAUCACUAUCGUAAGCCCUUCAAUUCGCCAAAUAAUUCACCAUUCGCGUAUUGUGGCGGCGGUGGAAAUCAGCAGCAGCUGCAGCAACAGCAACAACAACAUCAGCAGCAGCAGCUGUUGCAGCAACAGAGACGCAAUAGCGGUAAAUUGCCGUUUUUGACACAUACUCAGUAUCAGCAACACUUGAAUGAUUUGCUCCUGCAGCAGCAGCAACUGCAACAACAGCAACAACAAUUGUUGCAGAGCAAAGACGCCUCGGAUGAGAGUGAACUGAGCGAAGAGAGUUUAAAACAAAAUGUGGCCAUUGUUCUGAAUAAUUUAGAUCGUUACAAUAACGCUCUGCGCAGUAUUAUUUUGAAUGAGCAGGUCAACACGAACAAUAGUGUGUUUUACGACGAAAGUGAUUUGAAUUUUUUGACGGGUGGCAACUGUGGUGGCGGCGGCAAUAACAAUAGUGUUAAUUUGCAACAUCAUCAUUAUCAGCAGCAGCAACAACAACAUCAACUAGCAACCAUGGCUACAGCUAUAACACCAGAAUCCGAUUACAACAGCAAUGCUACAACGCCUGGAUCACGCAACAGCAACAUGUUGCCUUACGAGUCCAGCGGUAAUAUGUUGCCACAUAAUCAACAGCAGCCACAUCAACAUUUGGUAGGUUUUUCAAACACAACUACGGGUGGUGGUGGUGUUAAUAAUGGUGGUGGUGUAUUGAAUAAUGCUUGUGGUGUUGGUUAUAUGGGCAACAAUUUAAAUUGUUCUCUCGCUUCAUCUCACGAUUUUACUCAUGACAAUUCUGAUUAUCAGUGGUUCUUGGACUAUGGCUAUCGAGAUGGCUGCGGCGGUAUGCAACGCAGUGUUCUAUCCUCACUAUCGGCUUCCUACAACGGACUGGGCGAUUUGAUCUACGAGGAUUUGGCCAAAAAUCUCGAUGCCAAUUUGGCCGAAGUCGAUAUGGAAAGUUUUCGGGCCGAAGACAUCCACUCAUUACUCUCACAAUUACCCUCGUAUUGUAAAAGCCUGGGAGGUAAUCGCCUGCAACAUUCAUUGAUGUUGCAACAGCACAUGCUACCCUCUAACAAUUGUCAACAUCAGAUGGCUCACAACAUGUCUCAAACAUCUACAACAUCAACAAAUGAUCUAAUAGACAAUUCUUUCUGUAAAUCGGAAUUGCUCUUUUCACCCGUCAAAGAAUCACACAUAUCUGUGGAUUCUUUGGACAUGGAUGCUUAUCCCGAAGACGGUGAUAUAAUAUUGACAUGUAAGGCCAACAAGGAUAAUUAUACAAUUGCAUUUGAGGGUAGUGUUUUGUAUUCAGAUGAAAGUUUUUAUGAACCAAAUGAAAUUGCCAUGAAGAAUAAGCAAAAUUUCAUUAAUCUACACAGCAAUUUGGAUGAUAUUGUUAAACGUAAAUCCUUAGAAGUUUCAAUGUCACGUUCGGAACAACCUCAGCAAUGCAGUUUGCGUAAUAAAUUGCAAAAGAGUCAUACCACACAACUGCAAAGUCUAUAUGCUUUACUUUCUUCUCCUGCGCGUAGAUAUCCAUCGGGUAAUAACAACAAUACUCCAGAAACUAUCACCAUUAUACGUCCACCCAUUCAUCUGACCACAGGUUGUGUACGUAAAUGUAGUAGUUUGCCAAAUUUGAGAGACGACACACAGGAGCAAUUGAACUCAAGUCAAACACAGAUACAUACUCAGCAACAGACGCCACAAAGGCAGCAGCAACAGCAGCAUCAGCAGCAAUUGAAUGUAUCAACGGCGAUAACCACGUCACAUAUAGAACAUAAUUUGCAACAAACUAAAUCGCGCAAUUUAUUACCCAUGUGCCAGAUACCAAUAUCAUGCAAUUCCACAGCCGCUUCGAUAGAGGAACGAUUAAAUGUUUUAAGCCUACAACAGCAGCAGCAGCAGCAACAACAGCAGUGUCACACCAGGCAGCCAAAGCAUAGAUGUUGUUGUGGCAGUGGUGUUAGCGGUGGUGUUGGAGCAAUUGGUAGCAACUUAAGUAAUCAUUCGAAUGUCUCAAUGGGCAGUAACAAUGGUUCAGCUACAAUUAUUUCACAUCAUUCAAAUAAGGGCCAUCACAUUACAGGCUCCACUUCUUCGGGUUCUUCGAACCCGCCAGCUUUUAAUCUAGUCAAAUUGUUUAUCAAACAAAAGAGCACAAAUUGUUCUCUCGAAGAUCAGCCGAGUGCUCAUACUUGUAUGGAUAUUUCAUCGGGUUGUUGGCCUUCCAGUGACGCCAACAACUCAAGUUCCAGUUCAUCGUUGGAACAACGUUUGAGAAAGAAGAGUAUGAAUGAUUCGGGCAAAGGUUCAGCUUUAAGUAGACAUGACGAAGAAGCUGAUAAUACAACAUCCACAUUCCACAUGGAUGCUUCGGCUUCUACACCUAAAAAACAACAUCAAGGCCGUUCCUCGGUGUUCUACGAGGAAGAUCCAAGUUCAAGUUCGACGGGUUCAUUGACUGCUACAAAUUCCCCAGCCCAUAGACGUAGAAGUAUGCCCUUACGCAAUCCCGCUUUAAAUCAAUUGGCUCUUCAGCUAAACGGCAAUAAUAAUUCCUCAGCUAGUCUCUUAUCUUCGGAUAACACCUCAGAACAAUUGACUCAGGUGCAGCUAUCUGGCGGACAGGAGUCUUCUUCCUCCUCGGCCAAGGCGGCUGAACGAAAUAAACAAAGAAGAUCUCGUGAUGCGUCCAGACCCAUUUCAAAUGCUUCAUCAUCCGAGAUGAUUACCAGAUCUAUGCAAACUUCCUGUGGUUCCUUAAGUACCCGUAGUAGUUUAAGUGAUCGAUUCCGUUUUGUGCCACCCUCAUUUCUGGAAAAACUCAAUAACUUGGGCGAAGAAAAUCAAGCACCCAUUUAUGUCAUCUAUCCCAACUACGCAUUACCCGAUUUGGGCUUCGUGAAGACCUCAGCUACACCAGAUGUCAUCUUCUCACCCUUCAACUAUAAAAUGAAUAUGGGUGGGAACACCUCGACAGCUUCAUCUUGCGCUUCUAUUAAGAAACGUUUCAGUCUGAUGACGGGUAGCGAUGAAGAUGAGAUACUAAAGACUAUGGAUUACAAGCAUGUGGUGGAUUGGCAAUCUUUGGCGACUUUAUUGCCCGGUGACUAUAGACGUAGAUUAAAACACAUUCCAGAAGUGAAUGGCAUUCUAAGCCAUUUGGAAAGAGAACUGGCACAAAAACCUCUCUUCUGCUUAACGCCCCCAGUGAGACGUAAUCGCACACAUAUUUGUGACUGCAAUCAAUAUUUCCAACGCGGUGAACAACAGACAGAAGCCGCAGGUGGAUCUUCAAGUUCGGGAUCUAGUCACCAACCUUCAUCAGGUUACAGAGGCUCUUCGACGUUGCUCACCGAUUCGGAAUUUGAAAAUGCUAAUAAUAACGCUCAUGGCGGCGGUGAUAAUCUUAAGCAGAUGUAUGUAUACCAAUACGAACAACAACGUAUGGACUCGGGCGUAGAAAUGAGUCCCAAAGUACAGUCUACACCGAUACCCAUGCCCCGCGGUAUUCUACGCAAGAGUUCUUCGGCUGUGAGAAGUAAACGCAAUUCAAUGAUUGAGCAAGACGCUAAAUUAACAAAGUUAGAAAAACGUCGUUCUCUGCAAGAGGCGCCAUACAAUUACCACAUUGGCUCGGCCGAAGAAUUGGCAGAGGUAUUCGAAGAGGAAAUAUCAGGUGCCGAAAUAUACGCAACGCCACAACCACGAACUGAACGAUUAUCUCGUAAGGAUUUGGAUGCAAGGGCUAGGGCCGAAAACUUCUUGUCUUCUUUGCCACGCAAUGAAUUAAAAUAUUACGCCGAAAUAGCUUCAAUUUUAGAGUCUUCCGAACAACAGGUUCAGUAUGAUGCGGCUGCUUUGAAGAAGGAAGUAUCACGAGCAUUGAGCCAACAGAAAAAAGUAUCGUUUAAUGACAAAGAAGAGGCCGACAGCACACAAAACAAUUUGGUCCAUUUGCCCACAGAAACUCGGCAACGAUUUACAACACCACCAAAUUCACCAAAUAUUUCAAUGGCUACCAACGCCACAGCUACAACCGCAACUAAUAACGCAACAUUACGGCAACCCGCUACUGCUGCUGGAUUUGCAGCACCUCCUGUGGCUACUAGACGUUGUUCGAAACGUGAUGAAUUGGAAAAACAAAAAUUAGAAAGUAAUCGCUUUAAACGUUUGCAAAUUCAAUGGGAAUUAAUGAGCAAGGAUUCGAGUAUGCUUAAGGAACUGGCACUUGAGGAACAAACAAAGAGUGGUGGUUCUACACCAACGUCAGCUGUAGCUGCUGCUAAUGCUGCUGCUGCCGCCGCGGCUCAGAAGUCACGUAUACCUCGUCCCGUUAGCUAUCCCGCUGGAAAAAGAACUGAUAAUUGUAAAAUUCCAAGAACAACAACAAUGACUGAAACCCCUCAUAAAAUUAAUAACAUUGCAAAUAAUACAAAAAUACCUAAACCUCCAUGUGCUAUUUCUCCACAACUUGCUAGAAUAACAAAUCAAGCAGAUCCCUCAAAAGCAACACGAUCACCAAGUCGUAUACAGCCACCGAAACGUUAUAGCAUGACAGCAGCUGCUGCAGUAACACCGUCACCAAUAACAACACCAACAUCAUCGGCAGGUACUACAACAACCAGAGCUCGGACACCAAACAGUAGAGUGGCAGUAACUGCGCCAAAUACUCCAAAGAAACGAGUGCAAUCACCAAGAACAAUUCCCAGAGUGCGAUAAAUUUGAAAGAAAUGAUAAUACAGACAAAAAAGAAAACACAUUCCCCUCCUGUGUUUUUUUUUUUUUUUUCAACAUGGAUUCCUCUUCAUCAUGCACUAGAGUUUAUAUAUUAGUUAAGCAAUUCUAUAUAUAUUUACUCACAAAAGGAUAACAAAACAAACAUGCUUAUAGAAUUUAAUUUAUAAGUAAUAACAGAAACAAAUUGUAAACUAUUUAUAAAUUAUUUAUAGGCUUCAAGAAGACAUUCAGAACAGAGAACUACUAACUCCUACCCCAUUAAAUAAUAUUUUGCUAUUUGUAAAUUAGUUCAAUAAUCCUGCCCUUAAACAAACACGAUUACCCUAAUGCAAAAUAUUCCUAAACUUUGUGUACCCUAGUUAGUACCCAGACCACACAAAUGUGUAUGUUUUCUUCAACAUCUUAACAUCUUAAGUUCUCUCCAGUGAUAUUAUAGAAAAUCAGAAGUUUAAUUUAGUUGAAUUUUAUUCAUUAUGAUUAUGAUGAUUUUGAACUACUAGGGCUCAGAGAAAAAAAUAAAAAAAAACAAGACUUCUUCUGAUUUAUUAACAAACAGAAAAAAAGAAAAGAAUAUAAAAGAUUUUUAUUUUUUAUUUUUUCUAUUAAAUAAACAAAUAACUUAUAAAUUUAUAUUUUAAGUAAGGAAAAAAAAGAGGUGAAAAGUAAAAGCUUUGUAAAUGUUUUUUGUUGCAAUAUACACAUAUAUUUAAAGAAAGAAAAAAAAUAAUUAAAAAUAAUACAUUAUUAAAAUGGUAUCAUAUUUGUAAAGUAAUAAUCUAAAUAUUUUCUAUAUAGUAUACAUAUAUGAAAUAUAAAACAAAAAUGCAUCUAAUUAAUUAAAUGCUAAAAUACAAUACAAAUUUAGUAUUUUCCAAACAAGCUCAAGUCAUAUUGAAAUAAAGCAAUUCCCCCCAAAUUUGCUUAAAAUUAAACAAAAUAUAAACUAAAGUAAAACUAAACAAAAAAGAUAUUAUAAAAUAAUUAAAAAUUACAUUGAAAAACAAAGAGAAAAGAAGAGACAUUAUUAUGAUCUUUUAGUGAGGUAUUAUUUCUUUUUUCCUCCUCCCUCUCCUCCCCCAACAAACAAUAAUAAAAAAAUAACCCUUUUUUUUGUUUUUUUUUUCUUCUCAAUUUCAUCAAACAAUUGUCGUUUAAACGAUAUGAUUGAUUUUUAUAUAUAUAUAGAACCAAGAAAAAUAAAUUUUUAAACAAUUUAUAGAGAAAAUGCCUUCGAAAAAAUAAAAAAAGAAAAACAUCUUACAAGAAAUAGUAAAAUCGUACUUUAUAAAUUAAGUACAAAUGAAAAACAAAACAAACAAUAUAAAAAUCAUCUUAAUUGAUUGAUUUUAUGGUUAGUUUAGUACCAGUCUUAUAAAAUAUUUAUAAAUUUGUAUUUUAUUAUUGAACACUCACUCUAUUAUUUUACUUUGUUAUUAUUUUAUUUCUUAUUCCUUUAUGUAAAAUUGGAAAAUUUAAUUUUCUCAACAUUUUUUAUUUAAUUAAUUUCAAUUUUUAAUUUUUAACACAAAGUGAUUCAUUUUAAUUUUCUUUAUUAUUUCUAUUUUAUAUCAUUAUAAAUUUAUAUACUUAUAUUUUUUAUUUUCUAAUUAUAUUAACCGUUCUUCCGUUUAUAUACAUAAUUAUAGUUUUAAUUAAAUAAUUAUUUCUUUAUAUAUACAUAUAUUUAAAUGUAAUUGUUUUAUUUUGUAUUUUUCUUUUGCUCUUCUCUAUUUCUUUAGUUAUAAACAAAUUUUUCCUAUUUACUUACUUACUACUCACUCUCUUCACUAUCCUUCUUUAAAAAAUCAUUGUAUUAUUAUAAAAACUAAAAGGAAACAAACCACAAUUCUUUAUAAUUAAUAUUAUUAUUAUUAUAUAAAUAUUAAAUAAAUAAUAAUGUAUUAAAAAACGUAAACAAAAGAAAUCGCAAAACAUAACAAAGAAUAUUUGCAGAAGAAUUUAUCAUCAACCAACCAACUACAAAAAAAUACAUGUAUUUUCCUUUACUCUCUAUCUAAACAACAAAAAUAUAAAAAAAAACUAAACAAAAAUCAUUAAAAAUGUAUAAAAACCCAACAAUUUUAAUUUAAAACAAACAAAAAAAAUAUUAUACAUAUUAAAAAUAUUAAUAAAAUAAAUAAAAAAUAAAAAAAGUAUUAAGAAAAACAAA